UUCCCUAUCUCGCCUAAACACUUUUUAGCAGAACGCCACUCAUUAAACGUGUGCUAAUUGCAUUCCCGGCAUGUGUCAGAAGGAAGCUUCCGGCCGUUUUUCCCAGCAUUCCUUGUUUACUUCCGGGUUUGUUAAUACUGAGGGGAGAACGUGGGCCAGGCCAGAAAGGGGAGCUCAGGGACCUUCCAGAGAGUGAGACCUGGCGCCCCUCUCCCGCUCCCCACAGCCUUUUAUCCCCGCCAUGGCAGAGCUGAUCCAGAAGAAGCUGCAGGGAGAAGUGGAGAAAUAUCAACAGCUACAAAAGGACUUGAGUAAAUCCAUGUCAGGGAGGCAGAAGCUUGAGGCACAACUAACGGAAAAUAAUAUCGUGAAGGAGGAACUGGCCCUGCUGGAUGGGUCCAACGUGGUCUUUAAACUUCUGGGUCCUGUGCUGGUCAGACAGGAGCUGGGGGAGGCUCGGGCCACAGUGGGGAAGAGGCUGGAGUAUAUCACAGCUGAAAUUAAGAGAUAUGAAUCCCAGCUCCGGGACCUUGAGCAGCAGUCAGAGCAACAGAGGGAAACCCUUGCUCAGCUGCAGCAGGAAUUCCAGCGGGCCCAGGCGGCAAAGGCAGGGGUUCCUGGGAAGGCCUGACCCCAUGGUGGGGGAGUGGAGGGAAAGAGGCAGCUCUGGGAUCUAUACUGUAGCUAAUAAAAUGUAAACAUACCUGG
Microcebus murinus (gray mouse lemur) is the source of this 708-nucleotide messenger RNA. The record is from RefSeq and is a predicted model, not a curated record. NCBI's taxonomy places the organism in Eukaryota, Metazoa, Chordata, Mammalia, Primates, Cheirogaleidae.